GAGAGAAAAUUCUAGCACAGGUCAUGCAUCUGAAGCUGCAACAUUGCAGCCAAGGGGCCAUAAGAGAUGUAGAAUUUUCCCACUCUCAAAAAUUAAUUUGAGAUCAAAUGUGCAGAUUAGACUUCUGGUACAUCUGGACUGGCUGGUUUCUACCUACUGGCAGAAGCCAAACAGGGUGAAUGCGACAUUAUGCAUGCUGUAAUCAGCAGUAGCACUGCUUUGCUCAUGCUGAACUGUAGAAAAACAUACCAGGAAGGCCAUAAUGUGAAGCCUAGCAGAGAUGGUUACAGAUGACCAAGUGUAAUAAAGACCUCAAUUUUCUAUAAGAAUUCCAUGUCAUUGUCUAUGCUAUAAUAACCAUUCUCUCUUUCUCUUUUCCCUGCAGUUAUGUCAAUUUACUGUCCCUGUUUCCCAUUUGGCUGCUUACACUGGUACCUCUGAUCCUCUGCCUCCUUCUCAAUGCCCCAAGCAACUCCCUAUGCCAAACACUGCCAGAUACUCCUCACCUCCGCGGGUAACCUUAGGCGAUGCAUCUGUCACGGAGAAGAACUUGGAGCCUAACAGGCUUGGUUCUGAUCUCAUUCCUUCCCUUCUGGAAAGGGCUCAGAACUCCAUGGACUCUGAACUGGACAACUGCCAUAGUUCUUCAAAUGCUGUCAACUCCAAGGUAUCACCCAAGCCAAAGUUGGCCUUGUCUCUGGGUAGGUUCUUGAAAUGGCGAUGCUUGAAUUCACCGGUGUUUGCCACCCUUUCACCUAAGCAUCCUGCUGUGGUGCAGGGAAAAGUGCAACCCUUAGAAGAUCUGAGCCAACACCUUCAACCAAAAUCCAAAAAAGCAUCCAU
Thamnophis sirtalis is the source of this 843-nucleotide messenger RNA. The record is from RefSeq and is a predicted model, not a curated record. Lineage: Eukaryota; Metazoa; Chordata; Lepidosauria; Squamata; Natricidae.